CGACACACUUCGACCAGUCAGACGGAGAAACCAGUGAAGGAAUCCAGAAGUUACCAACAACUUCGCAUACCGUCAAGAAGGAGGAGUAACGAGCUGGUUUUUGGAAACAAGGAGGGUUAAUUGCCGCAGAAUAUUGAGCUCGGUGCCGCGGGGGGAGCCUCUAAACAGGAAAGCAGCAACAUGGAAGACAUGACUGUGGAACAGAUCACCAUGAGGGCCAACCAAGUGACUGACGAGUCACUGGAAAGCACACGGAGGAUGCUGCAGAUGGCAGAGGAGAGCAAACAGACGGGCGCCAACACCCUGGUGAUGUUGGACCAGCAAGGAGAGCAGCUGAAGCGUGUGGACGAGGGCAUGGACCAGAUCAACCACGACAUGAGACAGGCUGAGAAAAACCUGACUGACCUCUCCAAGUGCUGCGGCCUGUGUGUCUGCCCCUGUGACAGGGUCUCAUCUAUCGAGCAUGACUCAAAAUACAAGAAGACCUGGGGUAUUGGAGGAGGUGAUGGCGAAGUUGACUCCAACGGCUCCAGAGUCGUCUCAAGGCAGCCCUCGGGUGUUCGUAACGGCCAGGCUGGCCAGGUGAACGCCCCAGCACCCACCGGCCCGUACAUCAAGAGGGUAACCAACGAUGCACGCGAGGAUGAGAUGGAGGAGAAUCUGGAAGCCGUCGGCAGCAUCAUUGGCAACCUCAAAAAUAUGGCUCAGGACAUGGGCAACGAGAUCGACAAGCACAACAAACACAUCGACAACAUCAAUGCCAAGGCGGACAUGAACAGGCUUCGUAUUGAUGAAGCGAACCAGAGAGCCAACAAGCUCAUCAAGUAGACAAAGAACCCUGCUUCUGCCAGUUUUAUCCAUCAACCUUGAGCCUCUGUCGCCACACACACACACACACACACACACACACACACACACACACACACACACUGCAGACUUGCACGAAUAUGCUCUUUGACAUAAAAAAAAAAAGUCAGGAAGAAUAUAUUUGUCAGCAGCAUGCUCGCCUUAUACUGCACUAAGAUGUAAAUAAAAUACAUAAACAUUUCUACAUUUUAUGAAUUGGCUGCCACCAGAAUCUCCUUAGACACAACAAGCAUUCAUAGUCAUGCUGGACUUUGAGAAGCAGCAAGGGCAUCAGAAAAUGCACCAAAAGAGGAAGCAGCUGACUGCCCAUCUAUCACUGCUGUUCGAUACCAAAUAUGCACCCGGCCUGUUGUAUCAUAUCUCAACAUUAACAGAAAGGGAAGAAGCACAGGUCAGCUGCUUUUCUCUUAUUUCUUCACCGUUUUGCCUUUCUCUAAAAGUCAAGAAUUAUGAACUGUCUCUUUGUGUGCGUCUCUGGUUUGUAUAGAUGAGCUCAUGGAUACAUUAGCUGUCUUUUAGUGAUAUACAGCUCUGCAUUACUUCAUGUGUCACCCUCUAAUGGUCACAUCCCAAUUUAAUCAUAAAACAUCUUACCUAAAUUCUUAUUGGUUCAAUGUGUAAUUAAGUUUAUUGUAUCAUGUAUUAUAUUGAGAUGACGUGUUUAUUUAAUCUUAAUCAAGCAGAAAUGACUUGUGAAUAAAGUUGUGUUUUUUAACACCUUUUUCUCAUGUCAUUUAUGCCAUUUCAGAUGUUAAAGCUAUUUCAAACAAAAAAAAAAAAGAUUACUGUGCUUUGGAGUGAGUCACGGCAAAUCCUUUCAUGCUGGAAUUCAAAGCACCUACCCCUGAAUGAUAGCAAUUUUGCAUUAUUUUUUUAAUCUGACUGAUUAGAAGUCAAGGUUGUUGUAAAAAAUUGUAAGGCGCUGAAGUUGUGUUAGAAAUUUAAUAUAUACUCGUAAUCACUUGUCCUUCAAAUGUGAAGGCGGGUCAGUAAGCAUCAUGAGGAAUGUUCAUCUUUAUAUCCUCCAAAGCCUCGAGUUUAUUUUAUAAUAACACUGAAUAUGUGAAAUAUAACAGUAGAUUUGUCAUCAGCGGCUCAACUGCUGAACUUCAUAUUUAGUCUCUAUUGCGGUUUUUCACUCGGACUGCAGUCUCGAUGUAAAUACUGAAACAUAUUGUAGCUGUUUAUAUUAAUUGUCUAUCGUCCUUCUGUUAAUUUCAUUCUUCUUUCUUCAUCCCCUCCUGGUUAAUAGAGAUUUAUAGCACCCGAGAGGAGAUUUAACAGCCUUUGCAGGGUUCCUACACAAGUCUGGUAAUGUGCGGAAAAUUAGUUUCCUCAAGUCUGAUAAUUGCUCAGUCUGUAAAAGUAUGAAAACAAAUGUUCAGUUCUGAAACACACGGCUGUACAUGGUUUAAUACGCUAUCAUUUCUCAUAUAUGCUCACUAGGUUGUUGUCAUUAUGGCAUAUGCAGCAGUUUUGUCAUUAUGAAAACAACCUUGAAUGUUAAAAAUGAAAGAAAUUAGUGUGGAAAAAAAUCAUUUAGAAAUAGGAGAAUGUGCAGAAACCCUCUCGAUGCCUUAUAGAUGAUCCAUGGUUGUGUUGUAACAGCCAUUGUAUCACAAACAGCUCCUCCUGCAUCUGUUCUGUAUAUAGCCAGUUUUCACAGCAGAGCUGCAGUAAAAUGAUAAUAUCUGAUGAUGGAAAGCAUAAUUUGUUUUGUUGAAGCCGUAGCCAGGCUGAGAAAUUACUGCUGGCAGCAAGAUGCAAAAGUAUACAUGUAAAUGAAGAUUGUUUAAGGAGUAAAUGUAGAAGCAGAGUAAGUCCUGCCAGCCUGUGUUUAGGCCUCGCUGUGGAAAAUUGGCUAAUGAUAAAGUAAUGCAGUAUGCUGAAAAUAUCUCUCGUCUGCAUCUUCUGGCUUAUUUGUUUUGAAGAAAAAUGAUAAUUUGUAUGCUCCGCUGCAGGCAUACACCUAUUGAGUUUGUAAAGAUUGAAAUGAACUGUUAUUCAGGGCUUUGUAUUGCUACAAGUGAUCACCGUCAGCCUGUUACUUGUCAGCUGAGAUCUAAUUAGUCAAGCCUGAGGCUGACUCGCUGUCUCGAGGCUGUUUAUUCAUUGUUUUACCAACAGCAACCGGAAUGUAAAUCCAGCCGUUUCUGUCGAUUUAUGAAUAUGUUCCUACGCAGCUCGCCUUAUCUGAAAUUAGCUUAGUUAACAAAUGACUGUUGAACAAAGUAAAAACUGCCAUUGUUUCACACCUGCCUCUGUUAAAUUGUUUGUAUUAAAUAAACCUAUUCUGAAACUCA
Centropristis striata (black sea bass) is the source of this 3170-nucleotide messenger RNA. Its product is annotated as synaptosomal-associated protein 23-like. Gene Ontology annotation, molecular function: syntaxin binding; SNAP receptor activity. Bases 181 to 828 code for a protein of 215 amino acids. The record is from RefSeq and is a predicted model, not a curated record. The transcript is spliced from 8 exons. Gene Ontology annotation, cellular component: plasma membrane; SNARE complex. NCBI's taxonomy places the organism in Eukaryota, Metazoa, Chordata, Actinopteri, Perciformes, Serranidae. Gene Ontology annotation, biological process: exocytosis; synaptic vesicle fusion to presynaptic active zone membrane; synaptic vesicle priming.